Messenger RNA from Orbicella faveolata, 2713 nucleotides. RefSeq names its product high affinity cationic amino acid transporter 1-like. Gene Ontology annotation, cellular component: plasma membrane. The record is from RefSeq and is a predicted model, not a curated record. Gene Ontology annotation, molecular function: amino acid transmembrane transporter activity. Lineage: Eukaryota; Metazoa; Cnidaria; Anthozoa; Scleractinia; Merulinidae. Gene Ontology annotation, biological process: transmembrane transport; amino acid transport.
ACCAGUCAAAUACCAUGGUACCUGAAAAGCGCGGUAAAUAUGCAAUCAAAUUGCGCUAAAAUAUGGUUUUAAAGUGCAAGUUUACGAAAUAUUUCCACAGAAGAACAUGCAGAAAAAGAGAGAAUUUUUUGAAUAGAUUGCUGUUAUAUUAAAACUUCAAUUUUCAGGGUUAGGAGAAUAUUAGUAACAACAUUUUUGACCCAAUGCCCGCCUGAGUUUAACUGUCAACAGGUGUCUCACUUGAAUACGCAUGUGCAAAGCACGCUGACGUUAAAAUAAUACAAGCUAAUUUCUUCAGUGAGUUAAUUCAGAGAUAUUUUCACCGUUGAAUUUUUGGAGGAGAUUUCCAAAAAAGAUUUGGAUCAUUCAAGGAGAAAAACUUUGUCUUCUUUAGGGAAGAGUGUUCUUCCGGCGGCAAAAAGCCAGCUGCCUUGGCGCGCGAGGGUUCCGCUAAUAACAUCAACACACCGAGUCAACGGAGCGUGGUGAGGUAAACUUCUCGAAUGGCAGGCUUAACACGAUGCUUAACCAGGAGGAAAAGAGUUAUUCAGGACGAGAAAGCAAACACUGAAUUAUCCAAAUGUCUUACCACAUGGGACUUAACAUCCCUUGGAAUUGGAGCGACCUUGGGCGCGGGAAUUUACGUUGUGUCGGGACAAGUGGCGGCCAGUAUCGCGGGACCGGCAGUGAUAAUAUCCUUUGCUCUGGCAGCAAUAACAUCAAUUCUCUCGGGUCUGUGUUACGCUGAAUUCGGCGCACGUGUUCCAAAGACUACGGGAUCAGCUUACGCUUACAGUUAUGUGACCGUCGGUGAAAUAUGGGCUUUUAUCAUCGGCUGGAACUUGAUUCUGGAAUAUAUGAUCGGUACAGCUGCCGAUGCUCGGGCGUUAAGCGCUUGUUUCGAUUAUGUUAUUGGAAAUGUGAUAAGGAAUUUAACACUAACUUACAUCGGAGAGAUAAAUACACCUGGUCUUGGUACAUAUCCAGACGUGCUAUCGUUUAUCGUCACCAUCAUUGUAACGGUUGUAUUGGCGAUUGGCGUCAAACAGUCUUCAGCAUUUAGCACGGUUUUUAACAUUUUAAACAUUUUAGUCGUGAUUUUCAUUGUGGCAGCAGGGAUAUUUUUCGUUGAUACGAGAAACUGGACGGAAGGAAAAGGAUUUUUCCCGUAUGGAGCUUCAGGAGUAUUAAGUGGGGCAGCGACUUGCUUUUACGCGUAUGUUGGUUUCGAUAUAAUAGCUACAACGGGUGAGGAAGCUAAAAACGCUCCGAAAUCGAUACCUGUUGCAAUUGUCGUGUCACUAGUUGUUAUUUUCGUGUGUUACUUUGGAGUUUCUGCUGUGGUAACAUUGAUGAUUCCGUACGAUCAAUUGGACAAGCUUUCGCCAAUUCCUAACGCGUUUGUGCAGAGAGGAUUUCCUCUCGCUAAAUAUAUCAUAGGUGUGGGCGCGGUUUGUGGCCUGUCCUCGAGCCUCUUAGGCUCUCAAUUUCCCCUUCCAAGGAUCAUUUAUGCCAUGGCCUCAGACGGAUUGUUCUUUAAAUCAUUCGCUAGCGUGAACCCUAGAACUGAGGUCCCUGUUGUUGCUACGGUGUACCCAGGACUUCUAACGGCCGUCAUUGCUUUACUGUUUGACCUAAGCGAGUUAGUCGAGAUGAUGUCUAUUGGGACAUUACUUGCGUACACUUUAGUGUCCCUUUGCGUUUUGAUCCUUCGCUACCAGCCCGAUGUUCCCGAGGACCCCUCCUCGAUGCCCCUGUUAUACCUUGAGGAAGACAAAGAGGAUGCCUAUGGAAACCUUUCGUUGUACGAUGAUUACGCACAGGACGAAUGGGACUACGAGAUUUCUACAAAUGGAAAGAUACACAGUCCAGAAGCUCUGAAAAACUGGAUAGAAAAUUCAGACGAAGAUCUAUUUCGAGACGAAUUUACAAAAACGAAAAGAACACACGAGGGACUACUAAAAAAUAGAACGAGGCAAGGUCCCACAGCGGAAAGCUUCCGCAUAGUGAAUUGGGCAGUAGCCUUAUUGUUUAUCUCGUUCAUAGGAUUUUGUACAGCAAUUGUUUAUGGCUUGGAUGCUCUGCAGAGACACAGUUACGUCAUUAUCAUGUUCCUUGGCAUUUUUGGAAUCCUUAGCGUGUUCGCCAUUAUUGUGAUCUGUCUGCAGCCUCAAAAUACCAAGGAGAUAUCGUUCAAGGCGCCUUUUGUGCCGGCUCUGCCAAUCCUUGCCAUCUUUUUUAACGUGUUGCUGAUGUUGAAGCUCUCUAGACUUACUUGGAUCCGGUUUGGAGUGUGGAUGGGCUUAGGCACGUUGUUAUAUCUUGGUUACAGCCUCUGGAAUAGCGAAGAAAGAUACAGAACGCCUCAAGGACAGCUGAAAUUUGACAGACAAGUUCUUCUGGCCGACAACUUGGACAGUGUGGACAUUGAGUAUGAAAUGGAAACAAUUCCGGCCCAUAGAAACGACAUGGACAUUUUUCCACCCAGUCCGUUCAAAUGGGACAGCUUAUAAAUAUUCAAAAAGAUCUCAGUAUAAGGGGUAUAAUUUUGCUGUGUUUCGCUUCUGGCGAAUCCUUUUAUCCUCUUUAACACGCGACUUGAAAAAAUCGAUAAACAAAUGUCUCGAUGAAUACGUUUUUUAUACUUUGAGAACCGGCGCCUAAAUUCGGGCGGUUGUAAUAUUGAAAUGUAGCUGUAGACGGAAGGGGGGGA